AUGUUGGGAUACAAGAUUUUGGCUGCUGCUACUUUCCUUCUGGCCCUUGCUCCAGCUAGGCCUGUUGGUGAUGACUGGCAAUCAGAGACAACCAGUACUGCCUAUGUGACAGUCACUGCUCCAAAACAUCCUUCGUCUACCCAUUCCUCCGACAGGGAAGUGGAUAGCACCAAGACCUCUGACUGCGAGGAGUCUAGCUCGACUCCUGUCACCUCGCAUAGCAGCUCUCUCGCCUCUAUUGUUACGGUGCCCUCCUCACACAGCUCUGUGAUUGCAAGCACCAGCUCAGAGCCUCCAACCACGUGGACCACGGUCAUCACCACGGAAGGAUCCACGAUCACCACCGGAUGUGUGGUCACGACGCAGACAUUUGAGGAAUUUACCACGGUUUUCACCACUUACUGUCCACUGCCAUCGACAACGACUCACUCCAUUGAGACACCGUCCCCUGUUCCUCCUCACUCGUCUGUGGUUUCACCGCCUGCUCCAUCAACGACCAUCUUGUCCCAGAGCAGCCCAGCAGUCCCGGUUACCUCCUCGACUUAUCCUCCCCCAUUCUCUGUGACGUCAGGAACCCCAACAUCUGUAAUCACGACCGUGACGCCGGCUUCUUCAGUUAGAGCCGUCUCUUCCUGGCCCGGAUCGCCUGUCUUUACUGCUGUCCCAGGCAACGGCACGUCUAUUCACACUCUACCAAGUGGGUCUUCGGCUGCUAUCGAGACCAACCUACACGCCGGUGCCGCGGGCCUCCACGUCGGAUUGCAGUCGACCUACGCUUUCGUCCUUGCCUUGAUGGUGGUCUUUGCCUGA
Messenger RNA from Ogataea angusta, 810 nucleotides. RefSeq lists its product as uncharacterized. NCBI's taxonomy places the organism in Eukaryota, Fungi, Ascomycota, Pichiomycetes, Pichiales, Pichiaceae. The transcript has a single exon. The record is from RefSeq and is a predicted model, not a curated record. The coding region runs from base 1 to 810 and encodes 269 amino acids.